UACUUUACUCAAGGUCUCUAACUAUAGAAGGCAAAAGCGUACAUCGGCACCCAAUCGCAUCAAUUCUAAAUUUCCAGGACUUGGCGCGGGUGGCCCUCAGAUGGAUUCCACCAAAGAAAACACCUCCAACACGUCAACCGCUAGAGAAGAGAGAGAAAGCUCUGAGAAAAAAAUAUGGAUUUUCUCUGCUUUGCUCACUCUCCAAUAUGGUUCUCAGCCUUUGAUCUCCAAGCGCUUUACCGGGCGAGAUGUAAUCGUGACUUCAUCAGUUUUGGCAUGUGAAGUUGCAAAGGUUAUAUGUGCUUUCACGGUCCUCAUAUUCAAUGGUAGCUUGAAUAAAUUAUGCAAAGAUUGGUCUUUACUCAGGGCAUUGACCUUUUCUGGACUCCCAGCUGCGAUCUAUGCACUGCAGAAUAGUUUACUUCAGAUUUCUUACAAAAAUCUUGACUCCCUUACAUUUUCAAUGCUAAACCAGACAAAAUUAUUUUUCACAGCCUUCUUUGGGUAUAUGAUAUUAAGGCAAAAACAAUCAAUUCAACAAAUUGGAGCUCUAUUCCUUUUGAUCUUUGCUGCUGUACUUUUAAGCAUUGGUGAAGGCACAAGCAAAGCUUCUAAAAGCGGGAAUCCCGAAGAAGUGCUAUUUUACGGAAUUGUUCCUGUCUUGAUAGCCUCUGUGCUUUCAGGUCUAGCUUCUUCUUUGUGUCAAUGGGCUUCUCAGGUCAAGAAACACUCCUCAUAUUUGAUGACCAUAGAGAUGUCAAUUUUCGGAAGCCUGUGCCUGUUGGCCAGCUUGUCCCAGUCCCCUGAUGGAUAUGCUAUGAGAAAGCAUGGCUUCUUUUACGGAUGGACUCCUUUAACUCUGGUCCCUGUAGUAGCAAAUGCCCUGGGUGGAAUUCUUGUUGGGCUUGUCACAACUUAUGCUGGUGGUGUCAGGAAGGGUUUUGUCAUUGUUUCUGCGCUUCUUGUGACAGCCUUGCUGCAAUUCAUUUUUGAUGGUAUACCACCUUCACCAUACUGCCUUGUGGCUCUUCCCCUAGUGAUUACAAGCAUCUCAAUGUAUCAAAAGUACCCUUACCGUGCCAAAAAGAAGGAAGCUUAGACCUAAAUCGUUCUAAGUUGGGGAGGAUCAUUUUUUAUUUUUCUUGCCUCAACUGUAUGUCUUGUAUGGUGAUCUGUUCAGAUUAUAAUUCCUCUGGCAGACACGUGAUGUCAAUGCUGUAGGCAAAAAACUAAUAUGCAAGCAUUCUGUUUCUUUUUCUCUAUUCAUUAGAAUUUGUAUUAAAGUCUGUCGGACAUGCCUAAACCGUUAUAUGAUGAAUAUUCAUUCACUAGAAUGUAUAGCUGAAUGUCUUUUACCUGACAUCCGAAUGACUUUUUUUUGGAUAUCCAGGCUUCAUUUGGUUGUCAGAACUGGAAAUUGUAACUAAUCUAUAUGACUGAAUGAAGUAUGUCUGUGUUUCAAGUCUUCA
Chenopodium quinoa (quinoa) is the source of this 1469-nucleotide messenger RNA. Its product is annotated as CMP-sialic acid transporter 5-like. Gene Ontology annotation, molecular function: pyrimidine nucleotide-sugar transmembrane transporter activity. NCBI's taxonomy places the organism in Eukaryota, Viridiplantae, Streptophyta, Magnoliopsida, Caryophyllales, Amaranthaceae. The record is from RefSeq and is a predicted model, not a curated record. Gene Ontology annotation, cellular component: Golgi membrane. Gene Ontology annotation, biological process: pyrimidine nucleotide-sugar transmembrane transport. Bases 101 to 1099 code for a protein of 332 amino acids. The transcript has 7 exons.